Messenger RNA from Cuscuta campestris, 3321 nucleotides. The record is from the annotation of a GenBank genome assembly. NCBI's taxonomy places the organism in Eukaryota, Viridiplantae, Streptophyta, Magnoliopsida, Solanales, Convolvulaceae.
CUCUCUCGAGCUACACUACUUCCGUUAAGCUUACGGGUGCUUAACAAACCGUUACAACCUGAGAACUCGAGUCCCACGAGCCUCAAUACACUUGCUCGGAGAUACCGCACUCCAAGACUUCAACCCGAAGGAAUAUGCCCUUCCUUCGUACAACCAAGGGAACAAACCUCCCUUAAAGUGUUCACAACACUUAACCACUCAAGAACAAAAACUCUUUUAAAGAGUAGAAUAUGAGUAAACUAAUUUAGAUCAAGAACACACUCAAUUCCUCAAGAAAUGGCUCUAAAAAGCUAUGUAAAAGUUUAUGGAAUGAUGCAAUGUAAAGCUAUGAAAUGUGUGUGGAAUGGAUGUCAAAAGUAGACCCAAGUGACCCCUUUUUAUACCCAAAAACAAGGUGCAACGGUUGGGAGAAGAUUGGAGUUGAUUGGCUUGAUUUGUGGAAAUCAAAUAAAAGUGGAUCUACUGAAAUUUAGCUCGACAGCGCUGUUCAUAUGGUGAACAUCGCUGAACUUUUUCUAUCUCUUUGAAUCUUUUCAUUUUGUUCCAUGUUCCCAACGGUUUGUCAAUAUCAAAACCUAAACGGAAACAAACAUUGUCAUUAGCUAAAUGUCAAAGUGAAAAUGUUUUCCAACAAUUCCCCCCUUUUUGAUAAUGACAAACCAAGGAGGGGAUAUGCAGGCCAAGUUGGGUUUUCAAAGAGAGAGUAAUGUUAAGAAGUGGUUUGGAGACCACAAGGGUAAGUGUUGAAAUUAAUUUGGAGAAUCAGGUCAGUUUAUCUGAGGUUGCUACUUCUUUUGAUUCUGAAUUAGAAUCUGAAACUGAGGUAAUUGUUUCUCCUUUCCAAUCACAUAAUAACAUGGUAACUUUAAGGAAACUAGCUGCACCUGACCUUCAGACCCAGCCCAUGUCCAUUACAUAUGCUGUUUUGGAAAAACCAUUGAAAUUAAACUCUGGAUUUUUGAAUAUGCUUCCCAAGUUUCAUGGCCUGCCUGGUGAAGACCCUUAUAGACAUGUUAAUGAGUUCCUCAUAACAUGUGCAGCCAUGGAACUUGAAGGAGUUCCUCAAGAGCAAAUCAGACUUAGGGCCUUUCCCUUUUCAGUGAUGGAUAGAGCAAAAGAUUGGCUGUACUAUAUGCCUCCAGGGUCUUUUACAACCUGGCCAUCACUGCAUAGGGCAUUCUUAGAGGAGUUCUUCCCUGCCUCUAGAAUAGGAUCUAUUAAAAAGGAUAUCUGUGGGAUAAAACAACUGGGGAAUGAAUCAUUUUCUGAAUAUUGGAAGAGAUUCAAUAAACUCUGUACUAGUUGUCCUCAGCAUCAAAUCUCUGAACAGCUGCUCAUCGAGUACUUCUAUGAAGGGUUAUCCCUAAUGGAUAGAAGUAUGGUAGAUGCUGCCAGUGGUGGUGCUUUAGUUACUAAGACCCCAGAGGAAGCUAGGAAUUUGUUCAAUCUUAUAUCUCAGAAUACACAACAAUUUGGACUUAGGAUUAAUGAACCAAAAAAGGAAACUGAAUCUCUUGCAGCCCUCACUGAUCACAUUGCCAAUCUCACCAAGAUUAUGGGUCAAAUUGUUAGUGUGGGGGGAAUCAAGAAGUUACCUGCUCAACCAUUUCCUGCUCCUAAGGAGAAUGUGAGUGUUGUUGUCCUUAGGAAUAACAAGGUACUUCCUGAACCUUCCUUAGGGAAUGUUAGAAGGGAUCAAGAAAUUAUGGAAAAUGAACUAGACUCACAGAAAAUCCAAGAACCUGAAUUGGUCAACAAUAAAUCUGUUGUGACUCCUGACACUCCUAGGGCAGUUUACAAACCUCAGCCACCCUUCCCCAGUAAAUAUCAGAAUCAAAGGAAGAAUAGUAAAGAGCCAGAUGAUGAAAUAUUUGAAAUGUUUAAAAAGGUUCAAGUGAACAUUCCUCUUUUAAAUGCAAUAAAAAAUGAUCCAAAAUAUGCAAAAUUUUUGAAAGAGAUGUGCACUAAUAAAAGAAGGCUGAAAGGGGAUGAGAGGGUAAACAUUAGUGAAAAUGUAUCUGCCAUCUUUCAAAAGAAACUUUCACAGAAAUGUCAGGACCCUGGUGUGUUUUCUGUAUAUUGUAAGAUUGGAAAUUUGGAGAAUACCAAGGCUUUACUUGAUUUAGGAGCAUCCAUCAAUGUCAUGCCUAGGGAGUUAUUUGACCAGUUGGGGGUAGGAGAACUAAAAGAGACUGGGGUAGUUAUUCAACUUGCUGAUAGGAGUUUGACUUACCCUGAAGGGGUGGUUGAGGAUGUUUUGGUCCAGGUCAAUGACAUGCUCUUUCCUGCUGACUUUUAUGUCCUUAACAUGGGAAAGGAUUAUUCAGGCAUCCCACUCCUUCUAGGCAGACCUUUUUUGAAAACUGCUAAGGCCAAAAUUGAUGUUGAUGCAGGAACUUUGUCCUUAGAAUUUGAAAAUGAAGUUAUUAAGUUUAAUAUUUUUGAAGCAAUGAAGUUUCUUGAUCAACUCAAUCAAGUUUUUACAUUCGACAUCAUUGAUGAAAUGGCACAAGAUGUUUUUCAAUUAUCAAAUCAGGAUGAGCUUUUGAGUGUGGUGUCCAAUAGUCUGGAUCCUGAAUCCUUGAAAUUCUCUCCAUACACUGUAAAUUCAGAAAUUCAUAAAUAUGUUAAAAUGUUAUCUGAGGUUAAAACUGUUUCUUUAACUCAUACUCUAGAGCUGCCUAAAAAUGUACCCAGACAGUUGCCCUCCCUUGUCCAACCACCUGAGUUGGAUUUGAAACCGCUACCCUUAGAUCUUAAUGAGUUGGUUAACUAUUUGGUCACUGUAGAGUUUCCAGUAGGCAUGCCACAAGCUGAGAAAUGUGAACUCAAAGCUCAGUCAAGGACCAAGAACACACUUCCUUCCCUCUUCCUUGUUUUCCUUCCAUUCGGUCAUAACCUACUGCCCAUUAUCUUCUUCCUUAUCACCAUGUCAAACCAAUCUCAAACCCUCACCAAUGAAGAACUUCAAGCCUCCAAUGCUGCCCUAAAAGCUCAAGUUGAAUACUUAGCCAAGCAAGUAGCUCAACUCACCAAGAUGAAGUUAAGAAUGGCAGAUACCCCCGAGGAGAGUGAUGAAGAACAAGAGAUGGAAACAACCCUACGGAAGACUCCAACACCAACACCGGAGGCAGCUCUCAUGAGAAAGGAACCACAGAUUUCAAGGUUGACCUUCCCACCUUUGAAGGGAAGAAUGAUCCCGACAAAAUCCUAGAGUGGUUGGAAACUGUUGAGCGCGUCUUCGACUUUAAAGACAUUCCCGAAGACAAGAAGGUCAAAAUAGUGGCGUUGAAACUACGAAAGUACGCUUCUACAUGGUGG